Symbiodinium sp. CCMP2592 is the source of this 1989-nucleotide messenger RNA. The record is from the annotation of a GenBank genome assembly. NCBI's taxonomy places the organism in Eukaryota, Dinophyceae, Suessiales, Symbiodiniaceae.
AUGCCACCGGUCAUCAAACCGGAUCUGGUUCGGGCUUUGGCUGAGGGAUUCAAGAAAGAGCCACGCUUGCGUGAGGCUGCUUGGCUGUAUGUUCCGAGCGCUCCUUCACACUUCAUUGGUGUCCUUGGCCUGCUGUUCCCACCCGAGGUUGGCAUGAGCUUUUUGGUCAACCACAGUGGCAAGCUAUACAGCAAGAGACCAAAAUUGAAGGAUAUCGCUGUGAACGAGAGCUGUGUAUGCUGUAAUGGCUUCAACACCGGGUCGACAGCACCAGAGCGCUGGCAGUUCAUCGAGGCUUCAGAUAAGAGCUUUGAGGAGGCCAAUAAGGCCUGGAUGACGUCAUUCGAGCGUGCUAGCUACCUGGACCGAGACUUUGUGGAGCUCUUCGCCGGCAAAGGAGAGGUCAGCAAGGCUCUCCGGCAGGCGAACCUCAGAGGAUGUGCCAUCGACUGGGAUAUGGAUCGCUCCACCAUGGAAACCUUCGUGCCGGAUGCACCCACCCAAGCGUCUCCGCGGAUGAAUAUGAGGCUUUCGGAUACCGAAAUUUUCACGGAGCAGUGCGUGCUCUGGAGCAACAUGGGAAGGCCUAAGAAGGUUGACCCGUCAGCAAAAGAAGUUGACAGCGUGUUUGCUCAGCUUCGAGCGAAGGGGCUGUUUCAGGAUACCCGAACAGGUGACGACGAUAAGGUUCCCGUGAACAAACGAAAGACUACCAAGCAACCCCCGAGCGAAGCUGAUCUCGACUCCAAGCCCGCAGCAAUCUCCAAGUCCACGCCUUCGCAGCCGUCAAAGCCUGAUCGGAAGGCCAAGGCUAAGGAACCGGAGCUCGAGGAAGUUGCCCCAACCCAAGUCGAUGCACCAGCUGAGGAACCCAAGCCCCCAAAGCGAGGCAAGAGGCAGGCCAAGCAACAGGAACCCGAGGAAGAGGAAGCCCCAAAGCAACCCAAGGCGAAGGCUACGCAACCCAAGGCUAAAGGGAAAGCAAAGGCCAAGGGUAAGGCUGCAGCAACUGAGGAAACCUCUGAGCCACCUGAGCCCAGCGAGCCUAGCGACUCCACAGCCCCUUUGAACAAGAAACCCCGAAAGACCGAAGGUGAGGAUUGCACAUGGGAUAUCAAAAAGGCGGCUGCCAAAGCCAAGGAGAAGGACGAACCUCUCUACGAUCCCGAUCUUGAGGAGUACGUUACAUGGGGCAACUUCGAAAACAUUUGGGACAAGGUCCAAAAGGAGAGGCCAUGGGUCACAAAGGACGAACUUAUCGAGACAAUGACAGAGGGCCUGGGCCCGCCACCCGAGAACUGGCGGCCGUGUGCCGACGAGGCCCAUCCUGGGCCCGUGCUUGAGGAUCCUAGCUUGGAGGAAGAGUGCGAGGAAGAGGAGAAGGAGGAGGAUGAGGUCACCGAGAACUGUGAGGAUGCGGCUACAAAGCUCGAGGCCAAAGAGGCUAGGAUAGUCUACCUGCAGUCCAUUUGGUUGUCGUGCAAAACACUGGUUGAGGGAUCAAGGCAAGCCGAUGCACAGGCCUACUUAAAUCGCUCUCCGUCGGCGUUGGAUGUGGACAGUGUGUCCGACCUUUGGGACGGGAUGAGUGCAAGUGCUUCCCAGCUGGCGAUCCAGAGUGCCAGCCCCGACGUUCUUCGUGCAGCCCUGGGUGGUCUGCUGCAAAGGUACCAGAGUCUGAAGCCAGGCUCGACCCCAGCAGCCCCAGGCCAAGCAGUCAAGGGGAGCGGCAAGCCAUCCACUGCAAAGCCGGCUUCAGCAGCGGACACGAAAUCUGUCAAGGACAAGGCAAAACCCGAGGAGACAGGAGAUGACGAUGCAGAUGAUGAUGACCUCGAUGGUGAUCCUCUGGAGGAGGGUGAGGAGGAGAAGGACGACCAUAUGCCACAGGAAGGAGUGGAUGCUUUGUGGGAGAAGGAUGGAGGUUCUAUCCCGUGCCGACUUCCCCGAGCUCCACAAGCUCUGGGAUGGGUCAAUGGAAGCCCUUAG